AAUGUCUCGCUGGUUCGAACUGACUAAUACGCGGGUGUCGACCGACUGCAUAAGCGUUUACGCAUGCGUAAUGUAAUGGCGGCCUGCAUCGGAAGAUUGAAAUCAAUGAUUAAAUGUGAUAAAUCCGUAUCGCGUACUCUGACCUUUGUUUUUUGAGCUCUCUGAUACAAUAAAUCCUGGCCAGAAGCAAUCUAAGGGAAGUGUUCAUCGUAUCGAUUCAUAUGACGCCAGGUGGUUGAUUUGCUGAGCGGCGGAUUUUUCUGCAAUUUACAGUUUAAGAUGAAACAAAAUGAAUUUUGAAUCUGAAGAGUGGAUACCUCGUUGACUCUCUGUUUUUCUUCCUCUCAAAAGGAAAUAUCUUUAACAUAUCGAAGUCCUUUUAUAUGUAUCAGUAUCCGCCGUUCUUUUAUUUAUUUUUAUGUCUUCGUUAUGUAACACGGUUUUCAUCAGGCCCAGUGCGGUUGUAGAGUCUGGGAUGUUCAUUGUCUUUGGGUCCACCUGAAAGAGUCGAUUUUAUUUGCUUUUCUCAAGUCGAGGACCUUGUUCUAGUUCUUAGUUGGAUUUCUUGACUGUUUAUUAUCAUGGCCAGCGUUCACGAGAGUAUGUUUUUCAAUCCUAUGAUGGCCAACGGUGUGGUUCAUGCAAAUAUUUUUGGCAUCAAAGACUGGGUAACUCCACACAAAAUCUCAAUUCUGGUUUUGUUGCACGAAAUGGCUACUUGUAAAGGACAAGGAACUCCAGAAAUCGAAACUAGACGUCUUCAUAUGAAUAAAUUGAAUUUACCAUUGCUGCAGGGCCCAGAUAUGACAUUAUUUCAGUUGCUUAAGACUAUUGGAGAAUGCUGCCCUAAACUUGCAAGUGCUGUCAGUACAAGAGUAAAAUUAAUGGCUGAAGGCGAGUUGAAAGAUAUGGAAAACUUCUUCUCUUCCCUUCAGAAUGUUUUCAGUGGGACAGAACCAGCAGUUCACAAGACUAGUGUCAUAGGUUUGUUCUUGAGGCACAUGAUCUUGGCUUACAACAAACUGUCCUUCAGUCAAGUUUAUAAGCUUUACACAGCUUUACAGCAAUAUUACCAAAGCUACGAAAAGAUGUCUUCAGGGACUGGAGAAAGGGAAGACACAGAUAUGGAAUUAACCUCUUUAGAUUUAGAAGGAAAGAUGGAAAAAGAGGAACUGGAUUUUCCAAUAAGGGAUGAAGAAGGUAUUGAUAGAGGACCUCUAUCCCAGAAACAAGCAGAAUAUUUCCUUGCUCAACAGGCCUCGCUGUUGAAAAACAAUGAAAACAAGGCUCUUUCACCAGCUACUCUACAGAAAGAACUAAAUAAUUUACUCAAAUUUAAUCCUGAUUUUUCAGAAGCUCAUUAUUUGAGCUACCUGAACAGCCUUCGUGUACAAGACUAUUUCAGUGCUAUGCACAGCCUGCUUCAUUAUUUUGAUCGGUUGAUCCUUACUGGCAGUGAUAGCAAAAGUAGCGGAGAGGAUGGAUUUGGACGAAGUUUACGAUAUGCAGCACUCAAUCUGGCUGCUUUAAACUGUAGAUUUGGCCAUCAUGAGCAGGCCCAGUUUGCUUUACAGGAAGCUAUUCGUAUUGCACAAGAAUCCAGUGAUCACGUUUGUUUACAGCACUGCUUGAGUUGGCUCUAUAUACUAGAGCAAAUGAAAGGAUCUGAUAAUGCCGUUCUUGUUGAACAUUCUGUGAAAAAGGCUGGACAGCUUGGCUUACCUUAUCUAGCAUCUCUGGGCAUCCAAUCACUAGUGCAACAAAGGACCUUUUCUGGAAGGUCAGCUAACAAGUUAAUGGAUGCCAUGAAGGACUCUGACAUGUUGCAUUGGAAACAUGGGCUUUCAGAGCUUAUUGAUGUGAGCAUAGCUCAGAAAACUGCAAUUUGGAAAAUGUAUGGUCAAAGCACAAUGGCUCUACAACAAACACAGCUUCUUCUGUAUAUGCACACUCUGGAGUCUGUAAAUGUGGAUAUCCAUCAAAAUAACACUGAAGCAAUGGCUGUCGUACUUUGUCACCUGGCAGAACUUCAUGCAGAACAGGGCUAUUAUUCAGCUGCUUCUGAAAUCCUAAAGCAUUUGAAAGAUCGGUUUCCUCCCCACAGCCAGCAUGCAAAGCUCUGGAUGCUGUUUGAACAAAAUAUACAGUUUAAUCGAGCAAUGAGUGAUGGGAAAUAUCACAUAGCUGACUCCCUCGUUCCUGGAAUAGCAGCCCUUAAUGGCCCAGAAGGACUGUAUAGGAAAGCACUUGUGCUGAAAGCUCAGAAUCAGAUCACAGAAUCCUACAGACUUCUACAAAAGUUGUUGGUCCAUUGUCAGAAGAAAAAAUCUACAGAAAUGUUGAUAAAAAUUCUUAUUUUGGAGGCUGAGCUUUUCUGGCGUUCCUCAUGUCAUGCGGUCGCAGUUCCUUUGCUUCUAAAAGCAUUGGCACUGAGCCGAGAAUAUCACUUAGAAUAUCUAACCUCGGAAGCCAUCUUACAUUUGGCAUUUUCACAGCUGCUGCUUGGAAUUCCAGAACAAGCUUUGAAUCUACUGUAUAUGGCUAUUGAACCCAUUCUGGCUAAUGGAAUAGUCUUGAACCGAGGGUGUGCUAUGUUGCUGUUGGCAAAAUGUCAAGUCGCUUCUGCAGCCUCUGCUCCUACUCAAGAAAAAACUGAGGCUUUCGAAUCAGCAAUCAAAAAUCUGAAUGAAGCAAAGAUAUAUUUUGAGAAAGCAGAUUGCAAUGAGCGGAUCCAAGAAGUCCUUUACUUACAAGCAAGGCUGUACAACGCUCUUGGCAAGGUGAAGGAAAGAAAUAAAUGUGCUAUGAUGUUUCGCCAGCUACACCAGGAGCUGCCAACCUAUGGCGUACCUCUUCUUUCAUAGUACAUGAUGCAUUUAAAUCAGCAACUUAAUUUGAAGGAACUCGUCACAGCAAACUUUACUAAACUUCAUAUAACAGAAGCUAACAGUUAAAGUAUCCUUGAUUUGUCUUUAGAAGUUGAAAAUAUCAAAUUCAUCUUUUUUAAGGAAAAUGAUGGAACAGUGACCCCUCUAUAUUUACUAAUGAGUGCAUUCUCAGUCAUGGAGUUGGAUGCUGGGCAGCACUUGCAUUGUAACAGGUUUAUUUACUAAGCAAACAAAGAAUUUCUGCAAACUACACACACAAUGCAUGAUCAAAAUUACCAUAGUCUCCACUUAAAAGCAAGAUCAUUUCUCUAGCAAACUGCAGUAAGUGGAGGAUGGUUAUAUAUUACAAAUUUAUUAUUUCUGUCAUAAAAAGAGACCAUAUAUAAUACAAAUUAAUUAUUUCUGUCAUAAAAAGAGUUGAUCUGUGUGCAUAAACUGAAUCCAAGUCCCUUAAAGGGAGUGUGGCCAUCAGACAUAAUUAAAGGGGAACUAUCUAUUCAGCUUUAUGCUGUCUGGGACCUGCUAUUUGACCAUAAAGUAACUGAUGAUUGAAUUUUAAGUUAUUAGAUUUGCAGAUUGAAUCUAGUCAAAGAUCGUAACUUCUUGAUUUUCCUUUCAAGGUUAGCAGCCCAAUGUAUUUAAUUAAAUAUGCGUAUUAAAAUGUGUUUGGGGUAAAAGGGAAUGGAGGAGACAUACUAAAAUGCUCUGUUCAUCUGAGUUUGAAUAUAUCAAGACAAAUAAGUUGAAAUUGUCAGAGUGCCACUUUACCUAGUUCUCAGUUUAGGUUUGCAAGAGCAAACAGGGCAUAAAUUGAUAUUAAUCUGACGUCAAGGGAGCAUGAGGACUUCAAAUUAAAUUGAAAAAUUAUCAUUGUGUCUUAGAAACUGUUAUUCUAAUGUUACAUUGAAGCAAUACCGAAAGUGUUCUAUAAUGCUUUUAAAUAAUUUGAUAACUGAAACUAGAGUGCAUUUCUGAAACUGCAGAAUAUUUAUUAUUUCCUAUGGCAACUUAAAA
Molecule: messenger RNA, 3902 nt
Organism: Hemiscyllium ocellatum (epaulette shark)
Lineage: Eukaryota; Metazoa; Chordata; Chondrichthyes; Orectolobiformes; Hemiscylliidae
Gene: anapc5
Product: anaphase promoting complex subunit 5
Exons: 17
Coding region: 582-2864 (760 amino acids)
Biological process (GO): positive regulation of mitotic metaphase/anaphase transition; protein K11-linked ubiquitination; anaphase-promoting complex-dependent catabolic process
Cellular component (GO): anaphase-promoting complex
Molecular function (GO): protein binding
Source: RefSeq, a predicted model, not a curated record